AAUAUAGGCAGAGACCGCUUCUCCAACAGAAAUCCACGAUCACGGUUGUAGGCGAUGUCAUGGUGACGUUGGCUCGCUAAACUCAUGCGCAGAAAACGUAAUCGGGUCUAACGUUGAGAUACUUUUUGAGGAGAUGGGAAACUUCAUUGGCAUCGUAGUCAAGCACCAUGAGUCGUCAAUGGUGCAUUGUUGGCGAUUCUGGGACAAGGAGGGUGAAUGAGAGUCAAUUGGGUGCUAGCUCAAAAACCCAACAUUAGCAUUAUAAAUAUUUUCCGAGAUAAUUAACAUGUUCUCUGUAAUAUCUUAUAGCUUUUUGAAAUCGUGACGUUGCAGACCAUCGAGGAAAAUAGGUUCUCGACUCAUGCCGCGUUCACGUCCUCGUCGAAACUCUGACAUUUCUGACUUGCUAACUGGUUUAAAACGGCAUGUGUAUAACUACAACCAAUUUACAAGUGGAACAUUUUAGAGUAAUUUAGUUCCGACGUGAACGUGGUAACAUUCCUUGACUUUUAGAAGGGAUUGCGUGACGAUUAUCUUAGCAACCGUUUGACGCAGCAUGACGACAGAGUGUUGUACGUUUCUCCAUUUAUUUCCCGGUGUGAUUGUUGUCUCUUCCUCUAUUAUCUCGGUCGAACUGUGCACGUGUGCAGGCCGUCAAAUCAAAAGCCACUCCUUCGAUAUAAAGUUGUUUUUGACGGAAAUGAAAACGUGUGAGUUUGUCACUAACGAGGUUAGAGUAAUAAUAUGUUAAACUACUUAAGACGUUGGCUCGAAUCUAGGUUGUGCGUUUAGAUUUGGAGAACAUUUACAUCUAAGAAAAAAAAAAGUGAACUUCUCUCACUAACGUGUUGAAACCCAAACCCCGGCGGAGUCUGCUUGGUCUGGUUCCGAAACGUUCUCGGAAGUGUCGCGCCUCUGGGUUUAGAAACUCUUUGACGGGACCAAAGACAAGACCGUGGAAACUACCGGCAGCGACUUCACUGCCUGAGUGUUGACGAAAUGGACUGCUCAAAUCUAACGAACGUACGCACAGAGUCCAACGAUUACCAGAACAGCCAUAAAGACCCAGACCAGCACCACAGCACAGAGGAGACAGAGGAUGAGCCCUUGCUUCGAAACAACCCCAGGCGUUUUGUCAUCUUCCCAAUCCAGUACCCUGACAUCUGGAGGAUGUACAAACAGGCCCAGGCCUCCUUCUGGACCGUGGAAGAGGUGGAUCUAUCUAAGGAUCUGGCACACUGGGACAACCUGAAGCCUGAUGAGAAACACUUCAUCUCUCACAUCUUAGCAUUCUUCGCUGCCAGCGACGGCAUCGUCAGCGAGAACCUUGUCCAGAGGUUUAGUCAGGAGGUGCAGCUUCCAGAGGCCCGCUCCUUCUAUGGCUUCCAGAUCCUCAUAGAGAACGUCCACUCUGAGAUGUAUGGCAUGCUUAUCAAUACUUACAUCAGGGACUCUAAGGAGAGGGAACAUUUGUUCAAUGCCAUUCAGACUAUGCCGUGUGUGAGAAGGAAAGCAGACUGGGCGAUCCAGUGGAUCACUGACACCAAAUCCACUUUUGGGGAACGGAUCGUAGCAUUCGCUGCAGUGGAGGGCAUCUUCUUCUCAGGGUCGUUUGCUGCUAUUUACUGGUUGAAGAAGAGAGGCCUGAUGCCGGGGCUCACCUACUCCAAUGAGCUCAUCAGCAGAGACGAGGGCCUGCACUGUAACUUCGCCUGUCUGUUGUACAGCUACAUAGUGAAGAGACCGUCAGAGGACCGGGUAAAGGACAUUAUCACCAAAGCUGUCAGCAUUGAGCAGGAGUUUCUGACGGAGGCCUUACCUGUGGAUCUCAUUGGGAUGAACGGUGUACUGAUGAAGCGGUACAUUGAGUUUGUGGCAGAUCGUUUGCUCCUAGACCUGGGAUUGGCCAAGGUUUAUCUGGCAGAAAACCCCUUCGACUUCAUGGAGUCCAUCUCACUGGAAGGGAAAACCAACUUCUUUGAGAAGCGUGUGGCUGAGUACCAGAGGUCUGGAGUGAUGUCGAACACCUUGGACCGUGGCUUCACCCUGGAUGCAGACUUCUAGUUGGAACACACAGAAGAAAAGGAGGAGGUACUCCACAACAACAACAGAUGCUAUUGGAGGGAAUCCGGAUUGAAAAGCCAAAGGAAAAAUGAUAUAACCACAUAGGUGCUGAGUAGCAUAAAGAAAUCCAAGUUCAGGUACUUGUGUGGGUCUGAAAGUUAAAAAGCCCAAACAUUGUCACAUUAUUACACUAUUGAGCUGUAUAUUUCAUUUAUAUUUGUUGUAUUUUAUCUUGAUAAAACAAGGACCUCACACUGACAAUGGCAGUAAUACCAGUGACCGCAAUGCAAAGAUUUUAAUAAGGAAUAAUUUAUAAAUACCUUUUUGUUUGUUUUUAAUAAAAUUAAUACUGCUCAUA
Molecule: messenger RNA, 2422 nt
Organism: Coregonus clupeaformis (lake whitefish)
Lineage: Eukaryota; Metazoa; Chordata; Actinopteri; Salmoniformes; Salmonidae
Gene: rrm2b
Product: ribonucleotide reductase M2 b
Exons: 9
Coding region: 1000-2064 (354 amino acids)
Biological process (GO): deoxyribonucleotide biosynthetic process
Cellular component (GO): cytosol
Molecular function (GO): ribonucleoside-diphosphate reductase activity, thioredoxin disulfide as acceptor
Source: RefSeq, a predicted model, not a curated record